AAAGGACUGCACCACAAUCGUCAUAGCCUACGUAUGUUGUUUAUGUUUAUGUUUAGCAAUGUUUAUUUUGUCUAUCGUGCACUCUAAACCCCGUCUAACCGCUUGUGUCUCUAUUUCACAUGGCGCAUCUUUGUCUUGCAUCAUCCCGUCACAAUGACGCAAUGACGUACUGCAGAUUGGACACACGUGGACCUCAAAUCGACCAUGUGACACUGAUGGUUCCGCCCAGACGAACUUCAGGCUAUGUUGACAUCCCGGUAUCUCCUUUUUGCUUUUUCCGUUGGCUAUUCUGCAGCUUCAACAGUACGCGGUCCCUUUCGGUACACGGUGUGUCUGGCUGGGCCCGGGAUGGAUGUGCGCAGAUUGGACCGCCCUGCAGCCUGACGAGUGACCUGGGGCGAACCCGGCCAGGCUCGGAGACGUCCACUUCGGGGACACAGCUCGGUGCAAGAUGAUGUCGCUCAUCGAUCUGGACGAUGAGCAGCGGUGGGUGCCCACGCACGUCAAUGUCACGGUGCUUCGGGCGAGGGGGCUGCGGACCAAGAGUAAGCACGGCAGCCGCUACCUGUACGCGGUGGUCCAGGUGGGCAAGGACAAGUACACUACGGGCCUGGUGGACAAGGCCGAGGUGCCCGAGUGGGGCGAGGAGUGCUGCUUCGAGCUCCUCCCUGGCAUCCUGGAGGAGGGCGGAUGCGGCCGCAGCGCCUACCCGCCCGGCAGCGCCGACCUGAUCCUGACCGUCAUGCACCGGGUCCUGAUUGGACUGGACGUGUUUCUGGGUCAGACAGUCAUCCCGCUGGAUCGCAUGUUCCAGGAUGGGAUGUGUCCGAGAGACGAGUGGUUCAAGCUCCACUCCAAAGCAGGACGGAAGGAAAAGGAACGUGGCGAAUUGCAGCUGACGGUCCAGUUCACUCGCAACAACAUGACGGCUAGCAUGUUUGACCUGACCGCCAAGGACGAGCAACGCUCCGCUUUCGGCAAGCUCAAAGAUCGCGUUACGGGGAGGAAACGCCCCGAUGUGGAGUCGUCGUCUGCCAUCCUGCCGGGCCGCUACGCCGCCCUCUCUGCAUCCACCGGUCCACAGUCAUCGGGGGAUGAAAGCGCAGGCGCGGCCCUCAGGCGAGAUAACGCAGAGAUAGCUGAAGAAAAGAGAAGCAAGAUGAAAGAUUUCUUCACGGCUAGGUUACGGAAGUCAUCCAACACCAGGUCGUGCUCCUCACUGGCCUCAGAGAUCAGCACCUCUUCCAUAGGCAGCGACACCCUUAGCCCUCCGCCCUCUCUCGGCCUGCUCUCAGAUCUCCCCAGCUCGCCUAUCUACACCACCGUACCAAGAGUGGACGCCCACUAUGGAGAGCAGGACCUGACAAAAUCAGUGCUCACGUCUCAGCAAGCCACCAAGAUUCUGACCCACAAGAGAGCCUACAGCGAUGAAGCUAGCAAGAUCAUAACGUCUGCCCCGAAGGCAAAUCCUACUGUGGAGUCUCUCAAAGGUCAAAGCAUGACUCAGUCCAAGUCUUCCUUGUGUAUUAACGGCAGUCACGUGUACGACUCUGAGCCGUCGAGUCCAAAGAACGCCGGAGCCCUUCCGUCCAAGUUGGUCUUGUUGGAAAAUUCCUCCUCACUGUCCCGUUCCCUCCAGAACCUCACCAAGCGAAGCGAUAGCAAGGGUGUCGUCGGCGAAGGUAGACGCUGGUCCUUUGACAGGAAGAAAGAAGAAAAGGACGAGGACAAGGACGCUCGACCAGCUGAGAUAGAAGCUCCUCCUCUGCAGGCAGAAGCACCAAUCCUCCCCUCUGCUGCCGAUUCCGCCGACAAAGGGUGGAAGCUAAAAAAGACCUUAUUCUCUGGAGGGAGGAGUGAUUCUCUCCCUGCUAAAUCCGAUGCCAACCAGGCCGGAUCAACCUCCGAAGGGAGGCUCAGAGGCUGGUUCGGCUCCUCGGAAUCCCAGAACAAGCCAAGGCUGGAAGUUUCUCCCAAAGUAGAAAACACCUCAGCUAUAUCCCCUCCUUCCUCACUCCCCGACUCCCAUGCUGGGGGUCACUGCUCACCCAUUAAUGAGAGUCACACCCAUCCCAUGACCCCUCCAUCGACCCCAAUCUCCCCUUCCAACCCUUUCUUUGAGGAGCUGCAGAGGUCUCCCCCUUUUGCACCGGGCUCCUCACCCUCCCUUCACACCUUCCAGCCCUCUGGCAACGCCACUCCCAGUUCCACUCAAGGUGCUAACAACAUGGCCUCCAUCAAACGGGAGCGCCCCAGGCCUGUCACCAGGCAGAUAUCGCUGCCUGAGUUUUUACCCAAAGCGGCACAGAAACCCUCCAUGUUUGAGAGCACACGGAAAUGGGAAGACUCGUUUGACACGUUUGCCUCAAGCAGGCUCAACUCACCUAAAGGCAAUCUGACUCUGACGUAUCGGGGAACCCCUGCCCAGACGCGGCAGGAGGCGCCUCCGCCUUUACCGCCAAGGAGACCGCUAAGACCUCCAGUGAAUGAGAUCUACUCUGAUGGCUGGCUCCACAGAGGCCAAGAGCUGGCGGUCCAGAAAGAAGCCUGCUUGCUCUCCCAGACGGGAGUGGCUUCCCUGCAACACGGGAGAGAGGCGGAGUCCAAGAUGCUUCAGCCGAGUGUUUCAGACGUUCAACGUCACAGGAUCAUCCCUUCAUCAGGAUUCAGACCCGAAGAGAGACUUCAGAAGUUCAAGUACGAACCCUUGGAAGACAACAGUGACUUCUGGGGGGGUAUGCUCUUUGAGCAAGAUUUAUACGGGCGACUUUGCACGGGAAACGUGAGCCAGCCCGCUUUCCCCGCUUGUAACAACGCAGGACGUAGGAAUCUUCUAGCUUGGGAGAUGUCCGUGGAUGAACUUUUGAGGAAGUCGUCUAAUGUUCUCCCAAAGACUCCCCCUCCGGUAGAGCCGUUGGAGUCUUCCAGUAUGAGUCAAACCGUAUGCAUGAAUAACAAUGUGACUUGCUCACCAAACUUAAGUGAUCACAACAUGAAUGUGAAUAAUUCCGAUAUCAGCUUUAUUGAUUCCGAUGGAUCUUCUCAGUCGGAGGUAGUUGAUGACGCCAAAGGUCUAAGCACCUUAAGCAGGACCGGUCCACAAGUGUCUCAAGAUGACACCAGAACACCCAAAAGGAAGUUGCCUUCAGAAGGAACCGAAGCAUCCAUCACAGCCUGCGAAGUCUCCACAGUUUACCAGAAGACAAACAACGGCGAAACGCAGGAGCAUCUCGUGAGGAACCAACCUGAUUUGGAAAGUGAUUCCAGUGACGAUAAAAAAGAGCAGAUCGAAAACGGCUGUGAUGAUAACGGCAACCCUCAAGUGGAAACGGACGUGUCUCCGCGGGUGGUCAGUGCACGCGUUAGACCAAAAGGAGGGUCAAGAGGGAACAGCAGAACUGAUCUUGGUCCGCUUUCUUGUCUGGUCAAGGAAGGUCCAUCUUCAUAUCAACCCAUGAAAGCAUCUCUGUCCUCCAAUGUGGAAUUAGAUAGUUUGAAUAAAACGCCUCAAAUAUCUUCAAGCAGUGAAUUUUUAUCAGGGGACUUUGGGAAUGGAAAACCUUCUGAGAUGGCUUUUGAAGUCCUUCACGCCAGGGUAGCCCCUCAUUUGAGAAGCCCUCCAAAAACCGGGCAGGCUUCUUCUCCCCCCUUAUUGGCUCAUGCACCUGCACACUUCCCCCCGCCCCCUGCCUGCUGCCCCUCCAUACGUCCCUUAGGCACUGGGCCACAUAGCGCUGGGGUCAGCAGGUCUCUGAGCGUUGCCCCCUACACUUCCUCCACCGCCGAGCAGCCCCGGUUCAAUGCACUGACCUCACUUUUACCUGAGGAGACUCGGCCAGCUUGCAACCUGCCCCUGCACCAGGAGAGCAGAUCCCACCCUGUGAAGCCUCUGAGUCAGUCAGAGAAGAAGGAGAGUCGUUCAGUUCUGGAGAAACUGAAGUCCACCAUCAGUCCGGGACGCAGUGCCCAGCAGGUGGCGGCCGAGCCGGAGAAAAUCCAGGAGCCCACAGAGGACCGCUGUGCCUUGUACCAGCACCUGACCAACAUGGAGCUCAUCUCCUUGCUGCUGCAGCAGGACAUGGACUUGCACAAGCAGCAGGCGGCGUCCGAGCGCCAGCAGGCUCAGCUGGAGAAGUGCGAGAGCGAGCUGAAGAAGGUCAAGGCGCAGGUCCGCGACUUGGAAGACUACAUCGACAACCUGCUGCUGCGCAUCAUGGAGCAGACGCCCACGCUGCUGCAGGUGCGCUCCAGACACAAGUGAGGGCGGCUGCCACCACGCCUCCUCUGUGAGGAUACAGAGACGGCGACCGAUACUGCCCCGUUGCGAUACCAUGACACAACAUGCAUGUCGCUAAAAACACCAUAAGAGAGAAAAGCUUCAAUGAAGCCGAUGCUUCUCCAUGCUUACUAGAAGUCGUGUAGGUCAGCUGCUGUCAGAACACAUUCAAAUGUAGCAAUUCAACUAGCAGUCAUGAUAUUUUAUGAUGAUGGAACAUUCAGAAUCAUAUAUUGAUGUAUGAAAUGUAAUCCAAAAUACUGACAGAUUAGAAAACAUAGUUUCAUCCCUGCAUACAUUAUAUAUUUAGAAAAAUGUGCACCUUUUGAACACUUCCUUGACUGCAGGAUGUUGUUAUAUUUUCACUCUACUGUAGUUAAGAUAAAAUAUGUCUUCCAAAGCGCUCCACCCAACCGCAGUGUUAAAUAAUAAUAUUAUUAAUAAUAAUAAUAAAGUGUGAACCUCACUGUGCAA
Molecule: messenger RNA, 4750 nt
Organism: Doryrhamphus excisus (bluestripe pipefish)
Lineage: Eukaryota; Metazoa; Chordata; Actinopteri; Syngnathiformes; Syngnathidae
Source: RefSeq, a predicted model, not a curated record